GCCAUGUCACUAUCACGGGUCCCUGGCCCGGAUAGGCUAUUCGUUGGCGGCGUGUGGGCUCUCAACAUGGAGAGCCAGCGGCAGCAGCUACACGAUGAGGGCAUCACACACGUCCUCUCCGUCAUCAAGUACUCGUUUGACCACUGGGGCGAGGAGGCGAAGCGCUUCCCACACCACCUCAGCAUCGACAUUGACGAUGACGAGGACAUGGACCUGCUCGCGCACCUGCCCGACGCCGUGAGGUUCAUCGACCAAGGGCUCUACCCCCCCGCGCCGGCUGGCGAGAGCUCCGGGACCACAGGCGGCAGCAGCAGCAGCAGCAGCAGCAGCAGGACUGAGCAAAUAAGAGAAGGGGCGGUGGAAGAACCCAGGUCCCCGGGGGCAGUCUACGUGCACUGCGCGAUGGGCAAGUCGCGCUCCGUCAGCUGCGUCAUAGCCUACCUGCUGUGGAAAUACCCGCACCGCUUCGGCGGCGGCAAGCCACUCGCCGCCUCGACGCCCGCCGAGCGGCGCGCGUCCGCGGCCCAGGCCGUCGACCGGGCCCUCGAGCUCGUCCGCCAGGGGAGGUCCAUUGCCGAGCCCAACGACGGGUUCAUGGACCAGCUGCGCCUGUGGUGGGUCAUGGGCUGCCCUGCCGGCGCCGGUGGCCAGCUCGAGAACCAUCCCGCGUACCAGAAGUGGCUGUAUGAGCGGCUCCUCAAGGAGGCGAGGGACGCCCAUGUGCCGCCGGACGCUGGGCACAUCCGGUUCGAGGAUGAGGUGGUGGUGCAGCAGGCGGACCCUGCCACCCAGGGGCGACCAGCAGGAGGAGAAGCAGAGGUCCGGUGCAAGAAGUGCCGGCGCACGCUGGCCACGCCCAAGUUCGUCGUGUCACAUGGUGGUGGUGCGCCACCUGCAGCAUCGGCGGGCAGCUGCGCGCACGUCUUUAUCGACACGCUCUCGUGGAUGCGGCCUGCCCUCGAGGACGGCGCGCUCGAGGGCCGGCUCAACUGCCCGAAUGCAAAGUGCGGCGCGACGGUCGGCCGGUUCGCGUGGCAGGGGAUGAUGUGCAGCUGUAAGCAGUGGGUUGUCCCCGCAUUCUCGCUGAACCGCAGCCGGGUCGACGAGCUUGUC
Messenger RNA from Microdochium trichocladiopsis, 1113 nucleotides. RefSeq names its product protein-tyrosine phosphatase-like protein. Gene Ontology annotation, molecular function: protein tyrosine/serine/threonine phosphatase activity. The record is from RefSeq and is a predicted model, not a curated record. Gene Ontology annotation, cellular component: nucleus. The annotation marks the transcript as partial. The transcript has 3 exons. Gene Ontology annotation, biological process: protein dephosphorylation. Lineage: Eukaryota; Fungi; Ascomycota; Sordariomycetes; Xylariales; Microdochiaceae.